AAGAAAUUCCUUGGCCAGCUCCACACAGACAGUUUGGUUUAUUUGUUGCUUACACAGCUCUGAUUUCCCCCAUUAACCCAGGUUCAAAGCCAAACACACAAAAAUGACACAAUAUCCGUGAGGAUCCCACAGCACGAGGCCCUCCCUCUGAACUCUUCAACAUUUACACCAAAUCCUUAUUUCUGUACAAAAAUUUAGACCAUUUUCAUUGUUCCCAAGGAAAUUUGCAUGACCUUUUUACAUGACCCCACAAGCUGCCUACAUAUAUACACACACAUAUUUUUGAAACAGAAAAAAUCCCUUCCAGUUCUGAAGAAUGAAGGUAAAAACCAUCAGAACUGAAAAAUUAACGACAAGAAUUAACUGUAUUUAUUGUCAAUAUUGUUGACUAUUCUGUACCUUUACAUGUAUUUCAUCCCCAUAUUAUAAUAAAAACAUUCAGAAUAACUCAGUACAGACUGUGCAACAAGAGAGGAACAACACAACCUGUAAUUUAAAAAGUGGUAAUAGCAUCAAGAAAGUAUUAAUUAUUAAAUUAAUUAAAAAUGUAUUAUUAAAAAAAUAACAAUGAAGGAGAACUCAGCAGUCUUAGCUUUUAUACACUCAAAAAAAAAAAGAGCCAAAAAAGUAACAGUUUGUGUUUAAAAGCCUAUUCACAGUUCCACACACCAGGCACAGAGGCCUAAGGAAUGCACAGUUGGACUAAACCAGACAAAAAUAAAGUGUGAGAACGGUGGCUUCUCUUUUAAUCACCUAAUAUUAACUGGAUUCCAAGGAAAACUAAAAGCAGUUUUCAGAAGUUAUAUCAAAGUCAAGGAAUGAUGGAGUUAAGAGGGACAGGCAGGAAUAGACCUGGCUUUAAGGCAGCUCAGCAUUCCUUAACCCGCCACAAAAAUGUCCCGGGAGAACCACGGAAUCCCAGACUGGUUUGGGUUGGAAGGGACCUUAAAGAGCAUUUCAUUCCAACUCCCUGCCACGGCAGGGACACCUCCCACUGUCCCAGGCUGCUCCCACUGCCAGGGAUCCAGGGCAGCCCCAGCUGCUCUGGGAAGGCAGAGCAGCAGCACCAGGGAGGAAGUGCAGAGCCCACCCUGCUGGGAAAGCGUGUCCCAAAGGAAACAGCUCCAGCCAGCACAGCUAAAAGUGGAGGUGGGAGGAUAAGGAAUGUGCAAAGGCAUUUUGGCAUCUCCUACACCAUCCCAACAGGGGGGUUUGCUGCAAUUCCUUAUUCCCCAGAACUCCAUCUCUGGGCGUUAUUGACAGGGAGGUCAUCCCAUGGGAUCACCCCAUGGAUGCAGCUGGAAGGGGCACAAGGAGGUCAUCCCAUGGGAUCACCCCAUGGAUGCAGCUGGAAGGGACCCAAGGAGGUCAUCCCAUGGGAUCACCCCAUGGAUGCAGCUGGAAGGGACCCAAGGAGGUCAUCCCAUGGGAUCACCCCAUGCAUGCAGCUGGAAGGGACCCAAGGAGGUCAUCCCAUGGGAUCACCCCAUGGAUGCAGCUGGAAGGGACCCAAGGAGGUCAUCCCAUGGGAUCACCCCAUGGAUGCAGCUGGAAGGGACCCAAGGAGGUCAUCCCAUGGGAUCACCCCAUGCAUGCAGCUGGAAGGGACCCAAGGAGGUCAUUCCAUGGGAUCACCCCAUGGAUGCAGCUGGAAGGGGCACAAGGAGGUCAUCCCAUGGGAUCACCCCAUGGAUGCAGCUGGAAGGGACCCAAGGAGCCCCAGAUGCCCACCCAGGGCUGCAGAGCUGGGCAGGAACUCCCUUUACACAACCCUGGGAUCACCAAGGCUGGAAAAGCCCUCCAAGGUCACCAAGUCCAAGCUGGGCCCGACCCCCCCUUGGCACCCAGCCCCGAGCACUGAGUGCCACAUCCAGCCCACAAACACAAACCUGGGAAAUUGAUCUCCUAACUCAGCUUUGGCUCCAUCUCUUUUGCUUUUCAAGAAGUUUCCUGCAGCCCCCAGCACUCACAGGUACCUGUGUGGGACAUGUGGGUAUGGAAGAGGGGCACAUCCCUGGAAUUCAGCAUUUCUGACAGGAAAACAACAUUUCACACUCACUUUAAUUCCCAUUCUUGACACCAACCAGCACAGACUUAUCACCAAACUUGCCCCAAACAACCCCCCCAUCACAGGCUGGGCAGAACAGCACAUUUCACCCCAAAACCACCUAAACAGCCCCAAAAAGCAAUUCAGCAAUCACAUAUUUGCUUGAAAACUUUCACUGCACUCCCACACACAAAGUUUAAUGCAAACAGGUACAUUUUUACAAGUGUUUUCAACUUAAAAUCAUAAAUACUGGUAGGUUUUAAAGAAUUAGCAAUUAACAUCAUCUAUAAAUGCAUAAAUAUGAUGGUACAGAGCUCCCCAGCCCGAAUUUGUAUUUAGAAUUAAGAGAACGGAAUGAGCCCUUCAGCUGCAUGAAAACCAGAGUCUGAAAGUGGCGAAGGGGAAACAAUUCAAGGAAUGCUCUGAUCAAAUUUCAGGGGAAAAAAAAAUUUGCUUAACAGAAUCCUGGUUUUCCUUUACUAUAAUAAAAAGCUCUAUAAAAUGUUUGGGCUAAAUGACUUUAAUACCCGUGCGUGAGUGCAGACACAGGGGUGCUCCAGCUGGGAGCUGCCAGCCCUCCCGAAGCUUGGGAUCAAUCUGAAGCCAUCAUUUUAAACAUCCUGAUCUGAAAUUUCCCUGCAGUCUCAGCAUAGCCACGUCCUGGCUGGGGUUCUUUGGGGAAGAUGACAAAGUCUGGAGGGAGAGAAGUGCAGAGUACAAAGGAGAUCAAAGGAAAGGCGACCCCGGCUGUUCCUCCCCUCUGUAAGGAGCAGCCAGGACACAGCACCACCGGCCUGCAGCCACCUUUACCCGAGCACCGCCGGGAUAAACCUGCUCCAAGGCCAGCCUUG
Messenger RNA from Serinus canaria (Common canary), 2898 nucleotides. RefSeq lists its product as uncharacterized. Lineage: Eukaryota; Metazoa; Chordata; Aves; Passeriformes; Fringillidae. The record is from RefSeq and is a predicted model, not a curated record. The transcript is spliced from 4 exons. Bases 819 to 1901 code for a protein of 360 amino acids.